CUUUAGUGUAUAGUAUUGUUUUCAGAAGAAAAUGUAGAACGUGUUUUGUGUCUUUACGUAUAAACUUCACAAUGGCUUGGUUUGAUGUAGCAGCUAAAAAAUUGGGAUUUCCCACCAUUGAACUGUUUGUGAAGGCCGGCAGUGAUGGAGAGAGCAUUGGAAACUGUCCUUUUUCUCAAAGAAUCUUCAUGAUCCUCUGGCUGAAGGGAGUUAUAUUCAAUGUCACCACUGUGGACCUUAAAAGAAAACCGGCAGACCUGCAGGAUCUGGCCCCGGGCACACACCCGCCGUUCCUGACCUUCAAUGGAGAGGUGCUGGUGGACGUCAACAAGAUUGAAGAGUUUCUGGAGGACAGACUUGCUCCACCACAAUAUCCAAAGUUGGCAGCAAUGCAUCCAGAAUCAAACACAGCAGGAAUAGAUAUAUUUGCCAAAUUUUCUGCCUACAUCAAAAACCCUCGCAAGGAAGCUAAUGAGGGUUUGGAGAAAGCUCUUGUGAAGUCACUGAAGAGACUAGAUGAUUAUUUACGGACUCCACUUCCAGAUGAAAUAGAUGCCAACAGCACAGAUGAUCUUGGUGUGUCUACUCGCUCUUUUCUGGAUCGACCGGAUCUCACGCUGGCUGACUGCAACCUGCUUCCAAAACUGCACAUCUUGAAGGUUGUGGCCAGAAAGUACAGAGAAUUUGAGAUUCCAGCUGAGAUGACCGGAGUUUGGCGAUAUUUAAUUACAGCUUACCAACAAGAAGAGUUCAUGAACACCUGCCCCGCCGACCGAGAAAUUGAGUUCGCUUACCUGGACGUGGCCAAAAAAAUCUAAUAAUCAUAGAGAUGGUGUUUCAGACCUCACAGACCAGUUUAAAAGUUUAAGUGUUCACAGAAGCCUACAUUCUACAUCUUAUCAUUUUAUACAUACUAUAGAAAGUUUCUUUUAAAAAAUAUAUAUUUUUUAUUUUUACAUGUUACACACAUUUUCCCCUUUUAUGGAUGAGUCAUAUAGCUUUAGGCAUCGGUUCAAAUGAAUCAUUUAAAAGAACAGUGAAAUCUAGAUAUGUAUGUUUAGUUUAAAUUCAUUUUGUUCGUGUGUUUAUUUGUGUGUGUGUGUGUGAGAGAGUGUGUACUUGUACAUCUUUCUUCAUGAGGACCAUUUUGAGUUUUAGACCAGCAGAGUGAGGACUAAGAGAGUAAAGUGAGGACAUUUUGGCCGGUCCUCACUUUCUGAGACCCCUUUAAAGGGCAGUUUGGGGAUCAAGACCUGGUUUUAGGGUUUAGGUUAUAAUCAGGUUUAGGGUAUAAUCAGGUUUAGGGUGAGGGUCAGGUACUCACUUCUGAUGGUUAGGGUGAGGGGCUAGAGAUUGCAUUGUGUCAAUGUAUGUCCUUCCUCAUAAAGAUAGCUGUACAAACGUGUGUGUGUGUGUGUGUGUGUGUGUGCACUCACUGGUGGAGCUGCACUGGGGUUUUAUUCAUCAUGAAUUGAUCCAUUGGCUAAUAUUUUCCUUUCAUUAACAAUGGCAGGACCAAAAAACAGUGACCCAGUAAUGAAGUAUUAUAGCUCUUUUCUUAUCUUUUAACCCUUUGAAUGUCUAAUCUGUCUUCAUGAAUUAUAUUAACAUUCAUAAUGUUCACAAUGGCCUUGACCAAUGAGUUUCUCUCAUUCUAACAAUGAAAUCUGUUGAUACUUUAUCUGUACUAAAUGUAUCUAUUUUUAUAUUUAUUCUGAUUUCAUAAAAUAAUUUGGAUUCUUUUGUUUGGGCCAUAAUGUUUAAUCUUUCAUUUUGUAUAAAAGAAAAACGUUGAUCUUAUAGCAUCACAUACUUAACUAGACUUUUCUUUCUGUCCUCAUGGCUAACAUCAGCCUUGUACGUACUGUAGGACAUUUCCAGUUAAUUGCUGUGUAAUUUAAAAACUUACAGGGCAAAACAUUGACAUGUUCCUUUAUCAUUUGAGUGAGCUUAUUUGUGCACAGAUGUAAUUUAGGUACACGUGUUUAACCUUGAAAAAUGAAGCUCUGAUGAGAAGACUAUAAUUAAACUAAUCAGAAAUCAACAUUAUGUCUUCUCGAUUCCUCAUUUCCGCCAUAACGGAGGCUUGGGAGAAGGAUUUCAUCUUGAUAUUGUGAGUUGCAUUUGUGACUUGACCAAAGACAAAACAAGCACAAAUUAAAUGAAAUAAUUAAAUCUUGGAUUUAUUGACGUUUCCUCUUGAACUUGAGCGACUCUCUUGUAUUCUGAAGACCCUCAUGGAGCAUUCGCCAAAGCAACAGCAUGAACAGUCCUGUAAGUUUAGGCGAUACGAUGUGCACAUCUUGACCCCCUAGUCCACUUAACAUUGGUCAUCACCAUAGUGACCCCCAACCAUGGGGUAUUGAGACCUUGUGCAAACGUUUAGAGUACAACAACACUCAAUAAAAUCUUUUUGGCGUGUG
Messenger RNA from Triplophysa dalaica, 2423 nucleotides. RefSeq names its product chloride intracellular channel protein 4. Lineage: Eukaryota; Metazoa; Chordata; Actinopteri; Cypriniformes; Nemacheilidae. The transcript is spliced from 6 exons. The record is from RefSeq and is a predicted model, not a curated record. Bases 72 to 818 code for a protein of 248 amino acids.